CAGAAGUGGAGGGCCAUAGAGACAGAGAAAGAGAAAUCCAUUGAGUGUGAGAGGGAGAGACUUAAGGAAGAGACUCUGGGAGCCUGUGAGAAAAGGAUUUGGAUAGAAACAGAAAGAUUGGGAGAGAAAGUGAUAGGGGUGUGUGAGAGGGAGGGAGAGAGGAAAUGAGUGAGGGAGAGACUGGAAGAGACAGAGAUUAGCAAGGGAGAGAGACAGAGGGUGAGACCGGAGUCUGAAAGACAGGGAGCGCUUGAGAGAGAGACCAUCAGGGGCAGACAACGACUGUGUGAGGGCGCAGCUGAGUGAGACCGAGGCCUAUGAGAGGCAGCACCUGACAGACCAAGGAGGGAGGCUGUGGCUGGGUGCCCCAGCACGCAUACCGCCCUCUUGCCCCCUGUCCUUGGAACCCCAGAGCCGCCUCCUCCGACCUGCGAGAGACCGUGACCUCGUCUCUGUCCCCAGCUGGGUCAGCUACAGAGACACACACACACAGUCCCUUUCUUUCUCUCCCCAAGCCCUUGAUGGAGGAGGGCAGGCCUCGGAGCAGCCUCAGCCUGGCCAGCAGCGCCUCUACCAUCUCCUCCCUCAGCAGCUUAAGCACGAAGAAGUCCGCCCGGGCAGUGAGCAAGGUGCAUGCCUUUGGGAAGAGAGGCAAUGCGCUCCGACGGGACCCCAACCUCCCGGUGCACAUCAGAGGCUGGCUGCACAAGCAGGACAGUUCCGGGCUCCGGCUCUGGAAACGCCGCUGGUUCGUCCUCUCUGGCCAUUGCCUCUUCUAUUACAAAGACAGCCGUGAGGAGAGCGUGCUGGGCAGCGUUCUGCUCCCCAGCUACAGUAUCAGGCCAGAUGGGCCAGGAGCCCCUCGAGGGCGGCGCUUCACCUUCAUCGCGGAGCACCCGGGCAUGAGGACCUACGUCCUGGCUGCUGACACACUAGAGGACCUGCGGGGCUGGCUGCGAGCGCUGGGCCGGGCUUCCCGAGCCGAGGGAGAUGAUUGUGGGCGACCCAGGUCACCGGCACGUCCGCAGCCUGGGGAGGGCCCUGGCGGCCCCGGUGGUCCCCCGGAGGUGAGAAAAGGGGAAGAGAGGCGCAGUUUAGAAUCACCGGAAGUCGCUCGGCUUUCCAGAGGUCGUGGCAGCCCUGGGCUGCUCACUCCCAGCCCCACGGCCGACCUCCAAUCUGGGCCAGGGAUUCAGAGGACGAGGAGCCCGGACCCGUUCACACCCCUCUCUCGCCCUCCCUCCCCGCUGAGCCUCCCCCGGCCCCGUUCUGCUCCCGCACGCAGACUCCCUGCCUCUUCAGGUGACACUGCACUCCCUGCCAGACCCCAUACCCCACUGAGUCGCAUCGAUGUACGGCCUCCCCUGGAUGGGGGCCCCCAGCGCCACGCCCUGUCCCGGCCCCCCACUCCCCGCCGAGGACCCUCCUCCGAGGCUGGGGGAGGAAGGCCUCCCAGGAGUCCCCAGCACUGGAGUCAUGAGGCAAGAACGCAGGCUCCCUCUGGCUCCUCCACGUACAUCCAGCUCCCCCCAAGGCCUCCUGGGACUCGGGCUUCCAUGGUUUUAUUGCCCGGUCCUCCCCCAGACUCAACUUUCCACCAAAGCUUGGAGACAGAUACUCUGUUGACCAAGCUGUGUGGGCAGGACCGGCUCCUGAAGCGGUUGCAGGAAGAGAUAGACCAGAGGCACGAGGAGAAGGAGCAGCUGGAAGCAGCCCUGGAGCUGACUAGGCAGCAGCUGGGCCAGUCACCUGGGGAGGCUGCUGCUCCCCGGAGGGCCUGGGGGCGCCAGCGCCUCCUGCAGGACCGACUGGUCAGUGUGAGAGCCACUCUUUGUCACCUGAGUCAGGAGCGAGAGCGGGUUUGGGACAUGUACAGCAACCUGGAGCAGGAGCUGGGCACCUUGAGAGAGACCCUUGAGUACCUGCUGCACCUUGGGUCCCCCCAGGAGAGAACAUCUGCUCAGCAGCAGCUGUGGAUGAUGGAAGACACGCUGGCGGGGCUGGGGGGUCCCCAGAAACCACCUCCUGACCCGGAGCCUGACUCCCCAUUGCCCGCACUCCAAGGCGAGGAGUCGUCAGAGAGGGAGAGCCUGCCCGAGUCCUUGGAACUCGGCUCACCCAGGUCCCCAGACGCUGACUGGGGGCAGCCACCUGGGGGCGACAGAGAGCACACCAGUGCUCGCUCAGGGCCUGGGUCUCCAAGGAUCUCCCAGGCUUCCAGCCCUGAGGGCCACCCUGCUUCCCCACAGCCAGGAACCAAGGGCCCCCUGGCCCGGCCCCGGAUGAGUGCUCAGGAGCAGCUGGAAAGGAUGCGGAGAAACCAGGAGUGCGGACGGCCGCUCCCUCGCCCAGCUUCUCCCCGGCUCCUCACUCUGGGGAGGACACUGUCCCCAGCCAGGCACCAGCCCGACGUGGACCAAAGGCCUGUCCUAGGACACUCAGGAACACAGAAAUGGCUCAGAAGCUCUGGCUCCUGGAGCAGUCCGAGGAACAAUUCCCCUUAUUUACCGACAUCAGAAGGUCAUCGGGAGCGUGUCCUCAGCCUCUCUCAAGCUCUGGCCGCUGAGGCCUCUCAGUGGCACAGGAUGAUGACAGGUGGAAAUUCAGACUCUGGAGGAGAACCUCUUCCCCCGGUACCGCCGCCUCCAUCAAACGCCAAGCCCCAGAUGACCUCGCCCCCAAGAUCUCCUCCUGUGGCCAAUUCCCGCUCUACCGGGUCCUCCCGCGGAAGUAGUGGGCGCGGCACAGGCCCCGCCUCCUGGGAGCCCACAUGGGACGCCGGGAGCUCCCCCAUAGCGCAGACCCCAGGCGAGGGGGCUUGGCCUUUGCGAGUCACUCUGCUGCAGUCCAGCUUCUGACCCUCUCCACCGCAGCAGCCAAUUGGAACACGAGGGCGUGGCCUGGAGGCACCGCCCCGAGAUUUGGAGGCUCUCCAGGCCAGGAGGGCGUGAGGCGGUCCUCUCCUGUGGUCUAAAUGGGGAGGGGUUUUUAUGGCCAAAGUUUGUUUUUUCCAGCACUUGUCCAAAUUCGGAUUAAAACUUUGAACUUUUAGUUAAUA
Phyllostomus discolor (pale spear-nosed bat) is the source of this 3058-nucleotide messenger RNA. RefSeq names its product pleckstrin homology domain containing A4 (gene PLEKHA4). The record is from RefSeq and is a predicted model, not a curated record. The coding region runs from base 522 to 2858 and encodes 778 amino acids. The transcript is spliced from 20 exons. Lineage: Eukaryota; Metazoa; Chordata; Mammalia; Chiroptera; Phyllostomidae.